Knipowitschia caucasica is the source of this 1764-nucleotide messenger RNA. The record is from the annotation of a GenBank genome assembly. Lineage: Eukaryota; Metazoa; Chordata; Actinopteri; Gobiiformes; Gobiidae.
AUGCUUGAGAAGCCUGAAAACAUUCGUGUGGGGGUUUUUCUCGCAUCACUCCCAGAUAAAAACACUUGUGUGGUCAUCAGUCAGGAUGGCCGUGGAGUGGACCUGGUGACGGGGAAAGAGAGCACAGAAUCCUUCUCUUUUGACCUGGUGGCGACUGCGAAUGAUAUAAAAGCAAUUUAUUCGGACUUCCUGCAGCCCCUGGUCCAGUCUGUGCUCUCGAGUUUUAAUGCAGCACUUUUGAUACACGGGGCGUCCGCCGAGAGGACAGGGGCCCUCAUCGACCACCAUGUCAUCAGACAGUUCUUCCCUGACGGCACAGCUGUGGACGUACUCUGUGCCAACCGCAAACAUCUUAAACCUGUUCUUCACCCAUUUCUCGGAAGAAUGGCAGGAGGUGUGAGUGAAGCCUGUGUGAGCUCUCCUGAAGAGGCCUACAGUCUGUAUGAGACCUGCAGAGACCGAGUCAGGUCCAGUCCAGGAGGAGCCUUGUCCUGCAGCAACAGAUGUAGCAGCCUGCUGUCGGUGGCUGUGGAACGGAGAGUCCAAGGGGAAGUGUUCCGUGGUCGCCUGCAGCUGUUCAGCCUGGAGGGGGGUGCCAGCAGGACCGACCUCCGAGGCGUCAGCCCCCUUGUGAAAACAUUGGACCAGAUCCAAAGUGAAAUCUCACCUGAGGACAAGCUACUCCCUUUCCUCCUAAAAGACGCCCUAAGUGGAAAUAGUAAAACUGCUCUUCUCUGCUGCCUGCAUCCUCAAGGGUUUUUAGAUAAUGAGACUCCGAAUGCUUUAACUUUGGCCCAGAAAGUGAGAGUUCUGGUGACUAAGCCAGCGGUUAUUCACUGGUGUCCACAAGUAGCUGAGGAAGAGAUUCGUGACAAAAUGGCAGCUCUCAGGACGGAGAUGAUGUCAGAGGGAGGAGGUGAAAUUCACAACACGUACAGACUGGCCCAGUUAAACCACGACCUGCAGAUUGCGAAAAGUCAGUUGUGGGAGAAGAGGCGUGAACAGUCCAAUAAGAUAAAAGACAAAAUACAGAAUCAUCGGCCUUCAUCGAGCACAGGCACAAGUGGAGGAAGUGAGGAUGUGCCUGAGACAGUGAGACACUUGCAGGACCAGCUGAGAUUUGAGAUGCACAAACAUAUACAAGAGAGUAAAGGUGAUGCCAAGACGGUGCAGGAACAAAUUGAAAGAAUCCAUCGCCUCAGAGAAGCCUUGAGAGAGGAGACAUUCAAACACAGCGCUGCUAUAGAUAAAGCUGACAUUUGCACACAGUCUCAACUGGAGUAUAACAGAGUGCAGGAGCGAAGAAAGCGGCUGCAGGAGGAUCAUGGGAGAUUAAUUCAGGAGGAGGUGGAGAAGAUGGAAAGAGAAUUGGCACAAGAGCAGCCCCCGCCAGAGGGUCUCCGGAGAGAGUUAUUGGUGCUGACCAAGGAGAGGCGGGUCCUGGUUUUGCAGAUGGAGGUCCUGCGUGCGGAGCUCCAACAAACUGAGCAAGACCUGAGCCGCCAAAAUCUCAGUCACCAGGCCGAGCUGCAGGCGCUGAGAGAGGAGAGUCUGCAGGUGUUCCGAGUGUUUCGGGACGUAUGCGACGAGCAGAGGAGGAUUUCCGAGGAGAGGUACCGCGCAGUGCUGCUGGAGGCCGUGCAGGACGCUGUCUAUCUCUCUGCCCAAAAUCAACAACUACAGGUGGAAAACAAGGAACUUAGAAAAGCAUUGGCAGAGAUGAAAGACAACCUGGCUGCUCAAGGGGAUUCUAAAGUGAAAUAG